Clavispora lusitaniae ATCC 42720 is the source of this 489-nucleotide messenger RNA. It is a transcript of the gene PSF1, whose product is annotated as DNA replication protein. Gene Ontology annotation, biological process: DNA replication; DNA strand elongation involved in mitotic DNA replication. NCBI's taxonomy places the organism in Eukaryota, Fungi, Ascomycota, Pichiomycetes, Serinales, Metschnikowiaceae. The record is from RefSeq and is a predicted model, not a curated record. Gene Ontology annotation, cellular component: GINS complex.
AUGUAUGGGGAUGCUGCCAACAAGCUAAUGCUUGAGGCCAAAAGGUCGUCUAACUUGAAUGAGGUUCCUUUAUACCAACAUGAUUUGAUUAAGGAUAUAGUGCAAGAAAUGUCCGAUCUAAAUAGGGAUGUGGAGUACUUGGACGAACAACAAAAGAUUCAAGAUGAAGAGGUUGAAGAUAUCGGCGAAGAGGAAAGGAAGGUGAACCAAUGCCAGUUGUUUGUCACACACUUAUCUAUGAGGAGGAACAAAAGAUGUUUACUUGCUUAUCAGAAACUCCGAGCAGACAAAAUUGACGAGUUUAGUUGGUUGAACAUAGAUCCAGUUCUAAGUUCAGAAACGAACAGGAACUCCAAAAAAGAUACAGAUGCCCCAACAUCUCCUUUUGGAGUCACAAAACUAGCGUUAGACAAUUUGAGCCAUCACGAACAGGAAUAUUUCAAACGUUACCAAGAGUUGGUUCUCGAUUUUAAGUCAAUGCAUUUCUGA